CUCCAGAUUCGAUAUUCUCGUCAAUGACUACAAUAGUUUAGACAGAAAUAUCAGUUAGUAUUAUUUACUAUUCCGAGCCCGUGACAUCAAAGGAUGAUCAAUCAAAACCGCCUAACUCUCAGACUCCAUAUUUAAUGCUUUUGGAAAGAAAACUGUACUGUAUUACGAGACUUGCCACGUGUGCCCCAAAGCGAGGAGUCCUACCGAUACGAUAAAUAUGCCAUCUCCUCGGCUUCUGGGCAUUCAUUGUGCCAUCUCGCGGAUUUUGAAAUUCAGUGGUGCGGGCGAGUAUAUCGAGCAGGUUCUUCGGGACUUGGGACAGGUCACGGUGGAAGCAGAUGGGUCAAUCAAUCUGGGGGAUAUAAUGAAGUUACGGUUCGAUGGCUGGGUAAACCAAUUAACUGUAUUCUGAUUCGGCGAGGUCCUUUAUUUUUGAUGGCUUCUUCCAACUGGCGAACAG
Molecule: messenger RNA, 460 nt
Organism: Aspergillus ruber CBS 135680
Lineage: Eukaryota; Fungi; Ascomycota; Eurotiomycetes; Eurotiales; Aspergillaceae
Exons: 2
Coding region: 218-412 (64 amino acids)
Source: RefSeq, a predicted model, not a curated record